Molecule: messenger RNA, 2434 nt
Organism: Gadus morhua (Atlantic cod)
Lineage: Eukaryota; Metazoa; Chordata; Actinopteri; Gadiformes; Gadidae
Product: guanine nucleotide-binding protein G(i) subunit alpha-1
Exons: 9
Coding region: 310-1374 (354 amino acids)
Biological process (GO): adenylate cyclase-modulating G protein-coupled receptor signaling pathway
Cellular component (GO): heterotrimeric G-protein complex; cytoplasm
Molecular function (GO): G-protein beta/gamma-subunit complex binding; G protein-coupled serotonin receptor binding; GTP binding
Source: RefSeq, a predicted model, not a curated record
GCUAAAUGUACCCUAAAGAACAGGAAAUGAGCAUUCAACACAUCUCCAAUAACGACAUGUCGCCUGCUUGAACAGCCCCAUUUCUAAAUUAUAACGUUGUUUUUUUUGGCAAACAUCUAUUACUAACAAUAUACAUAUAGCGUGAACAUACGUGGCUAUUGAAGUUUAAUUCCAAAAGUCUCGACUGUGAACGGAGUGUUUUUCCGUGAGCAGGGCGUGUUGGAGUGUGUUUGGGGACUCCUCGUUAGAUGUUAGCUGGUUAGCUCCGGUUCGUUACUUUCUUUGGGGUUUGAUCUUCGGGGUUUGAAGAUGGGCUGCACGCUGAGCACGGACGACAAGGCGGCGCAGGAGCGCAGCAAGAUGAUCGACAGGAACCUGCGGGACGACGGAGAGAAGGCGGCCCGGGAGGUGAAGCUUCUUCUGCUGGGUGCUGGAGAGUCUGGCAAGAGUACCAUUGUCAAACAAAUGAAGAUCAUCCAUGAGGCUGGGUAUUCUGAGGAGGAAUGUAAGCAGUACAAGGCUGUGGUCUACAGCAACACCAUCCAGUCCAUCAUCGCCAUCAUCAGAGCCAUGGGCCGCCUCAAGAUCGACUUUGCUGACUCCGCCAGGGCGGACGAUGCGCGCCAGCUGUUUGUCCUGGCGGGCUCUGCAGAGGAGGGCUUCAUGACCGGAGAGCUGGCCGGGGUGAUCCAGCGGCUGUGGAAGGACGGCGGCGUCCAGGCCUGCUUCGGGCGCUCCAGAGAGUAUCAGCUCAACGACUCGGCUGCUUACUAUCUGAAUGACCUGGACAGGAUAGCCAAUGCCGUUUAUGUGCCCACGCAGCAGGACGUGCUCCGGACCCGGGUCAAGACCACUGGCAUCGUGGAAACACACUUCACCUUCAAGGACCUGCACUUCAAGAUGUUUGACGUUGGCGGACAGCGAUCCGAGAGGAAGAAGUGGAUCCACUGCUUCGAGGGCGUGACCGCCAUCAUCUUCUGCGUGGCGCUCAGCGACUACGACCUAGUGCUGGCGGAGGACGAGGAGAUGAACCGGAUGCACGAGAGCAUGAAGCUGUUCGACUCCAUCUGCAACAACAAGUGGUUCACGGACACCUCCAUCAUCCUCUUCCUCAACAAGAAGGACCUGUUUGAGGAGAAGAUCAAGAGGAGUCCUCUGACCAUCUGCUUCCCUGAAUACGCAGGCUCCAACACAUACGAGGAGGCGGCCGCCUACAUCCAGUGUCAGUUCGAGGACCUGAACAAGAGGAAGGACACCAAGGAGAUCUACACCCACUUCACCUGCGCCACCGACACCAAGAACGUGCAGUUUGUGUUUGACGCCGUCACCGACGUCAUCAUCAAGAACAACCUGAAGGACUGCGGCCUCUUCUGAGGCAGUGCUCGGCCGCCCGCAGUGACUCGUCUUCAAAGGGAGUCUGUGACCGAGGGACCUCUACAUGGACGCUGUGGAGAAUGGCACUGUUAACCUCUUAACUUAUGAUGCUAUCUAAAAGGUUUUAAAGAUGGUGUGUAGAGAAAAAAAAAAAGCAUUUGUGUAUAAUAUUUGUACAACUGUCUAUGGCUGGGGUUUUUCACUGUUUUUUAAAUGUGUUUUACUUCUCAUUUUUUAUUUUAAGGAAAAAUGCUUUUUUGCAUUUAUUUCUUAAUGCUUUUUGAAAGGAUCAAACUUCAUCUUUGAUUUCUCUUUGUAGGAACUUGUGCCUUGCAUGCCUUCGUUGCUGUGUCUUUUAAUUUCCUUUGCCUCAAGUUAGCUGUUUGAUCGUAUAGAUGUUACCAUGGAAACAUUUUAAACCCUCACCAUUCAUGAUGAUCUUGUUUCCACAAGCAUGCAUCACAGAUAAUAUUUUUUUUUUGCUAGCAAGGAAGACCAAGUCGGCCUCUGAAGACCAAUUUACUCUGAGCCUGGAAGACUGUGAGCAUGAUGUCGGCCAUUUUAUGUGUGUUCCUCCCUCCCUUCAAAUGGCUUCUUGGUGUGUGUGUGUGUGUGUGUGUCUCUGAGCGUGUUCAUUUUUGCAUACACGUGAAUACAAAAUAGAAAUCAAAGGGACCUAUUUUCCUCCUAUUCAUCCUCAAAACUUGUGAUUUUUUUUUAUGAGACCAAAAAUGAUACACUGAUUAACAUGUGCAUGGUCUUGAUUGUUGCUAUCAAGGCAAACAUUCCUAUUCCAAAUACACUGAGAUGCUUUGACACAAGGAUCAUCAAGCGACUCUGUAGCAGCAUGGUGGUAAGUCCACUGCUACCAUGGAUGAUAAUAUGUCCUAAUAGUCCCUAAUCACGUGCACUUUGGAUAGAUUAGGAUCUGUACUGGAUUAAGGUUACAAACCCCAAGCCCCAAACCUUUUGAUUCCAUUGGAUGGGGACCAGCAAUUUCCAUAUUUUUUUUGCUAAUAAAAGUGUUGCUAUGGUGAGACAUGGCAACCCAUCCUAUCUA